Coffea eugenioides is the source of this 1810-nucleotide messenger RNA. Its product is annotated as histone deacetylase 9. The record is from RefSeq and is a predicted model, not a curated record. Gene Ontology annotation, molecular function: histone deacetylase activity. Lineage: Eukaryota; Viridiplantae; Streptophyta; Magnoliopsida; Gentianales; Rubiaceae. The coding region runs from base 160 to 1452 and encodes 430 amino acids. The transcript is spliced from 14 exons.
UCUGAGCUAUCAAAGAAAUUACUGCUGCUUUUACUACUAACUAAUUCGACGGUCCCAGGAAGCUUCUUCAAUGGCUGAUAGCCUCGUGAUGAUGAAAACCUGCUAAGGAAUAAUCCUCUGUUUCUCCCCUCCUUCUCUCUCUCCGUCUCCGCCAUCAAAAUGCGCUCCAAGGACAGAAUCUCCUACUUUUAUGACGGGGAUGUGGGAAACGUAUACUUUGGGCCGAACCAUCCGAUGAAGCCGCAUCGCUUAUGUAUGACCCAUCAUUUAGUUCUCGCCUAUCAACUCCACAAGAAGAUGGAAGUUUAUAGGCCGCACAAAGCGUAUCCUGUGGAGCUAGCGCAGUUUCAUUCGGCUGAUUAUGUGGAGUUUCUGCAUAGGAUUACUCCCAGCACUGAGCAUUUGUUCCCUAAUGAAUUGGCGAAGUAUAAUCUCGGCGAAGAUUGCCCUGUGUUCGAAAACUUGUUUGAGUUUUGCCAAAUUUAUGCUGGAGGAACAAUAGAUGCAGCACACAGAUUGAAUAAUGAGCUUUGUGACAUUGCCAUAAACUGGGCUGGUGGAUUGCACCAUGCCAAGAAGUGUGAGGCAUCUGGAUUUUGUUACAUUAAUGAUCUAGUUCUUGGAAUCUUGGAGCUUCUUAAGCAUCAUGCCAGAGUGCUGUACAUUGAUAUUGAUGUGCAUCAUGGGGAUGGUGUAGAAGAGGCCUUUUACUUCACUAAUAGGGUUAUGACUGUUAGUUUCCACAAGUAUGGCGAUAUGUUUUUUCCUGGAACUGGUGAUGUCAAGGAAAUUGGAGAAAGAGAAGGAAAAUUUUAUGCCAUCAAUGUCCCUCUCAAGGAUGGAAUAGAUGAUAACAGCUUUACUCGACUCUUCAAAACCAUUAUUUCGAAGGUUGUUGAAACAUACUUACCUGGGGCAAUUGUUCUCCAAUGUGGGGCAGAUUCUCUCGCAGGGGAUCGUUUGGGCUGCUUCAACCUUUCUAUAGAUGGGCAUGCUGAAUGCGUUCGUUUUGUGAAGAAAUUCAAUUUGCCCCUUCUGAUAACUGGGGGUGGAGGAUACACCAAAGAGAAUGUUGCUAGAUGCUGGGCUUUUGAAACUGGAGUUCUUUUAGACAUGGAGCUUCCUAAUGAGAUCCCAGAAAAUGAUUACAUCAAAUUUUUUGAACCAGACUAUUCGCUGAAGAUUCCUGGUGGACACAUAGAAAACCUUAAUAGCAAGUCCUAUCUUGGCACAAUAAAGAUGAAUGUACUGGAAAAUCUUCGUUACAUACAACAUGCUCCUAGUGUACAGAUGCAAGAGGUACCUCCAGAUUUUUACCUGCCUGAUUUUGAUGAAGAUGAGCAGAAUCCUGAUGAACGCAUGGAUCAACAUACCCAAGACAAGCAAAUCCAGCGUGAUGAUGAAUAUUAUGAUGGUGACAAUGACAAUGAUCAUAACAUGGAGGAUAUGUGAUGUGUAAAUUGUAGAAUUAACUGUAGGAACUUUCUAUUCUUUUGGGAGGAUUAGGUGUCAGCUCGGGAAGAGGCAUUCACAGAAGAUAGAUGUUAGGUUCCUCAGACGUGCUAGGGAUGGUGGAGCAUUCCACCUGUUCUUUUGUUUGUUCUGUGCGCAACGUUCUGUAAAUUAUCCAUGCCUUUGUAAUUCUUAUGCUGCAAGUAUUGACAGGUUGAGAUGGGUAGGUAAUUCUCAUGCCUUUGCUGUAAUUGGAGGAAGCAGUUAAUAGUGACACAAUAUGUUAAUGCAGUAGUACUAAAGCUUGGUGAUCUUGAACACAGAAUGUGAAUCUAUAUGUUGAUGUCCAUAAGACCAA